UGGCUUUGGAAUAAGUUCCACGUCACAUUUGCCUGCCGUGCACAAAACUGCAGGCGAAAAAACACAUCAGACUCUUGGUGGAUGAUAUAAAAUACUACAGGUGAAGGAGACCAAAACCAGCAAACACAAACAUGCCUCUGAGGCUGGAUAUCAAGCGCAAACUCACGGCUCGAUCUGACCGUGUCAAAAGUGUAGACCUUCAUCCGUCCGAGCCAUGGAUGCUGGCCAGUCUGUACAACGGCAGUGUCUGUGUGUGGAACCAUGAAACACAGACUCUGGUUAAGACUUUUGAAGUCUGUGACCUUCCAGUAAGAGCUGCCAAGUUUGUUGCCAGGAAAAAUUGGGUCAUUACUGGUGCUGAUGACAUGCAAAUUCGGGUUUUCAACUAUAAUACACUAGAGAGAGUACAUAUGUUUGAGGCCCAUUCAGAUUACAUUCGCUGCAUCGCUGUUCAUCCCACCCAGCCCUACAUCCUCACAAGCAGUGAUGACAUGUUGAUAAAGCUCUGGGACUGGGAAAAGAAAUGGUCCUGCAGUCAGGUGUUUGAGGGCCACACACACUACGUCAUGCAGAUUGUCAUCAACCCCAAAGACAACAACCAGUUUGCGAGUGCAUCACUGGACAGAACCAUAAAGGUUUGGCAACUGGGCUCUUCCUCUCCUAACUUCACUUUGGAGGGCCAUGAUAAGGGGGUGAACUGUAUUGAUUAUUACAGUGGAGGAGAUAAACCCUAUCUUAUAUCUGGAGCUGAUGACAGACUGGUCAAGAUUUGGGACUAUCAGAAUAAGACAUGUGUGCAGACGCUCGAGGGUCACGCUCAGAAUGUGUCCUGUGUAAACUUCCACCCAGAGCUGCCAAUCAUCAUCACUGGAUCUGAGGAUGGCACGGUUCGAAUCUGGCAUUCCAGCACUUAUCGUCUAGAGAGCACCCUGAACUAUGGUAUGGAGCGGGUGUGGUGUGUGUGUGGCUUGCGCGGCUCCAACAGUGUGGCAUUGGGCUAUGACGAAGGCAGCAUCAUUAUCAAGCUUGGUCGUGAGGAGCCAGCCAUGUCAAUGGAUACCAGUGGAAAAAUCAUUUGGGCCAAGCACUCUGAGAUUCAGCAGGCUAACCUCAAAGCAAUGGGAGAUGCUGAGAUCAAAGAUGGCGAGAGGCUGCCACUGGCGGUGAAAGACAUGGGCAGCUGUGAGAUCUAUCCACAAACCCUCCAGCACAAUCCUAAUGGAAGGUUUGUGGUGGUGUGCGGAGAUGGAGAGUACAUAAUCUACACUGCCAUGGCUCUAAGAAAUAAGAGCUUUGGAUCUGCACAGGAGUUUGUCUGGGCCCAUGAUUCAUCUGAGUACGCAAUUCGGGAAAGCAGCAGUGUGGUGAAGAUCUUCAAAAAUUUUAAGGAGAAAAAAUCUUUUAAACCAGACUUUGGAGCAGAAGGCAUCUAUGGUGGUUUCUUGCUGGGUGUCCGAUCAGUGAAUGGCUUGGCUUUCUAUGACUGGGAUAACACAGAGCUGAUUCGCCGCAUUGAGAUCCAACCCAAACAUAUUUUCUGGUCCGACUCUGGUGAGCUGGUGUGCAUUGCCACAGAGGAGUCUUUUUUCAUCCUGCGCUAUCUGUCAGAGAAGGUGGCCGCAUCACAGGAGUCAAAUGAGGGGGUUACUGAAGAUGGUGUCGAAGAUGCUUUUGAGGUCCAGGGAGAGAUUCAGGAAGUGGUAAAGACUGGUCUGUGGGUGGGAGACUGUUUCAUUUACACCAGCUCAGUCAACAGACUCAACUACUUUGUUGGAGGAGAGAUUGUCACUAUUGCUCACCUGGACAGAACCAUGUAUCUUCUGGGAUACAUUCCUAAAGAUGACCGUCUUUACCUGGGUGAUAAGGAGCUGAACAUAGUGAGCUACUCUCUUCUGGUGUCUGUCCUGGAGUACCAGACGGCCGUCAUGCGCAGAGACUUUGGCAUGGCAGACAAAGUGCUGCCCACUAUCCCUAAAGAACAGAGGACCAGAGUUGCCCACUUCCUGGAAAAACAGGGUUUCAAGCAGCAGGCUCUGGCCGUGUCCACUGAUCCAGAGCACCGGUUCGAGCUGGCGCUACAGUUAGGAGAGCUGAAAAUUGCUUAUCAGCUAGCAGUAGAAGCUGAGUCAGAGCAGAAGUGGAAGCAGUUGGCAGAGUUGGCCAUCACUAAGUGCCAGUUUGGUUUGGCUCAGGAGUGCCUCCAUCAUGCGCAGGACUAUGGAGGACUACUGCUGCUGGCCACUGCAUCUGGCAACGCCGCUAUGGUUGCCAAGCUUGCAGAGGGGGCAGAGCGUGACGGCAAAAACAAUGUUGCCUUCAUGACCUACUUCCUGCAGGGAAAACUGGACAACUGUUUGGAGCUUCUGAUCAAGACAAAUCGUCUACCAGAAGCAGCCUUUCUUGCCCGCACAUAUCUGCCCAGCCAAGUAUCCAGGGUGGUGAAGCUUUGGAGAGAGAGCUUGUCAAAAGUGAAUCAGAAAGCUGCAGAGUCUCUGGCAGACCCCACUGAGUAUGAAAACUUAUUCCCAGGCCUGAGAGAGGCCUUUGUGGCAGAGCAGUACCUGAGAGAGACCUGCCUCGGCAAAACCAGACCUGCCACUGACUACCCACUGGUCACGCCCAAUGAAGAAAGGAACGUGCUGGAGGAGGCCACUGGUUAUGAACCCAAAGGAAUUAUCCCCACUUCCACGCAGCAGGUGAAGGAUGCAGAGGAGGCACCGGAGGAUGUGGGUGUUUUGGCCUCGGUGACGGCAGCCGUCUCGGCUCCAGUAGUUACAGCAGUGCCUACUGUGAGUCAUGCAGAAUCCCAGCCUGCUGUGAAGACAAAGAAAGAGCUUCCCGAGGUGACAGCAGCAGAACAGAAGAUUAUUGAUGAAUUGGAGGAUGAUUUGGAUAACAUGGAGCUUGAUGACAUCGACACCACAGACGUCAAUCUGGAUGAUGACUUCUUAGACGACUAAACCCUCAGCACUGAAGCAUUAAGUUUAUUUAAGCGACCAAACCUUUUUUAUUUGUUCCUGUUAGACCUGCAGAGCUGAAGUCUUAGGUGAACUGGGCUGAAUAUAAAGUCUUUUCGGGCGUACCACCGAUGGAAAGAUAAGGAGAAAUGUGCUUUAUUGAUGGUAAAUUUUUUUGUACUUCAUUCUGGACCUUCCAUU
This is a messenger RNA of Sinocyclocheilus anshuiensis, 3158 nucleotides long. RefSeq names its product coatomer subunit beta'-like. Gene Ontology annotation, cellular component: COPI vesicle coat. NCBI's taxonomy places the organism in Eukaryota, Metazoa, Chordata, Actinopteri, Cypriniformes, Cyprinidae. The transcript is spliced from 22 exons. The record is from RefSeq and is a predicted model, not a curated record. Gene Ontology annotation, molecular function: structural molecule activity; protein binding. Bases 132 to 2960 code for a protein of 942 amino acids. Gene Ontology annotation, biological process: retrograde vesicle-mediated transport, Golgi to endoplasmic reticulum; intra-Golgi vesicle-mediated transport; endoplasmic reticulum to Golgi vesicle-mediated transport.